AUGACGGCGAGAAGACAAGCAAAGAAGUUAGUGGAAAGGUUGUUGUUUAAUUUUGCUUUGUGUGAUAUUAAAUGUGUCAUUUGGUUAGGCCAUGUAGCGCCCGAGUUGAUAUGAAGUUGAACUGAAGCUAACGCUACACAGGCAUCUUCCAGUAUAUAUAUAUAUAUAUAUAUAUAUAUAUAUAUAUAUAUAUAUAUGUAUGUAUUACUGCCUUUUUACUUUUCUUUCUUCUCAUUCUUACCUUAUCUUUGUGUUGUAAAUGGCUUUCAUUUUAGUAUUUAUUACUUUUGCUAUCCACCAAUGGGAGUGGCGCUCAAAUUUUGCUGUACUAUGUACAAUGACAGUAAAGGCUAUUCUGAUAUAUUCUGAUAUUCUUCUUAUUCUGAUGAUUCGAAGUAAUAUAUAAGAGUGUAAAAAGUGUCACGACAAGCCCUGGUCUCCCCUUUAUGCCUGACACUUCCUCUGACUUGUAAAAAAAUGCUUUCAAAACGAAAUAGGCUUCUCUUCCUGUGAUGUCCCAAGAGAAAGGGGGGAAUGUGUGUGUGUGUGUGUGUAUGGAAAACAUCUGGAGGUUGGGACCCAACUCUCAAUCUCAUUGGGAGCGGUCUGAAUUUCUUGCUGACGUCGGCCGGCUGGUGCUCAGUGGUUGCACGUGUGAAACUGCUCUGUCACAAAUCUUUCCCAAGCAGCAGCAAAGGGCAGAAACUCCGAGUGCUGAGUUCCUCCACACACACACACACACACACACACACACACACACACACACACACACACACACACACACACGCACACGCACACGCACACGCACACGCACGCGCACGUUUCUUUUUUCACCGAAACGGAUUAAUCGUUGAAUCCUCUCAUCUUCAACGUUACUUAUCUGGCAUAAAGAAGAAUACUCAUAUGUACAAAGAGUAGGUAGGCCUUAUUAAAUCUUCCUCUCUUUUUUUCUGUAAGGUUUUAAUUAAAAUUGAGAUGUCAUUCCCCUUCCCACUAAGCAUUUUUUGGUCUAAAAGAGAUAGACGUCGAAAUGGACACUAGAGAGGACUGGUCUAAAAUCGGGCUACCACAGGUCUACAAAUGAUAGUUUUUUUAGACAUCUAAAUCUGAGCUAUAUCUAUACCACAGUGUAUAUUGUUAACCAGCUGUCAUAAUUACUUUAAGUACUUGGAGAUCAGUUGUGCAACUCACGGUUGCUUUUUGAAUUAAAUAGUUGUCGAAUAAUGGGUUAAAGUGCAACGUCUAAAAUCCGUCUAACAACAUACAGAAUCUACGACCCAGUGUUCUGGUCAUCUAUUAACUUUUGCUCAAAGUGCAGGGGGAAAAACGGAGUCACGAAACGCAGAAAUCUCGUAAUGGCACUGAAUGAGGGUUUCAUUGUCAUCUUUAUUUAAACAGUACUGAAAAAGGGAGGGCUAAUUACGUGACGAGGACGCAGAAAUUACCUGUGAUGAGGUUAAAGGGUGAACAUUUUAGGAUACUUUAGUGGGAUACUUUUGUGAGAAAGCAGGCCUUAUCUUAUUAAAAUGUGACUCCGUUGGUCAACCAUUCAUUUGUCUCACCUCAACAUCCCACCAUUGCACCUAUAUAAAUGAUUAGGGUGUGAAAUUUUGCGAUGGCAUUUAUAGUCAAUCAGAUAGUCCAACUGCACGUACUGCACGUAACAGUGGGUGCGCCACGGUUGGAGAGUUUUAGCUGGACAUCCCAGAAAAAAAAAAAAAACUUCACGUGAUGGAAAGAUGACUCAAAUUUUGGGAAUUAAGGGAAAUUGGUUAUCUAUAUAUCUAGCAGCUGGAAUGAGCUGCUGUCUUUGACCAGCUAAUCCCACUCCUCACCAAGUAAGUGCCUGUAAUUUUAAUUCUCUUCAAUUUAUUCUGUGCGAAGCCAAACACGUCCACACGCGAUAUUAAUUCUGCAACCCCAGUUUUUCCUCUUUUAUAAAGUGUGGCGAAUCCGCAUUUCGCAACCUUGACUUCAGGUUGAGUGUCAUAGGUGAUAUCAAAGAGGAGGGGCUAAUUGUUAGUAUUUAUAGCUACCAGUUAUCGUUGCAUCUUUAAUCUGCAUGCCUCAUUCCCAACUCCACUCUUGACACAUGCUCCAAACAGCUGGCUUUGAGAUGAGUUAUUUUUGGGGUAGGAUGACAUACUGAUACUUUACUGAUUUUGCUCCACAUUAUUUUUCAUUUUUGACAGUGAUAGGGUUUUAACUUGCCUAAUUGAUUUUGCAGUUUGGUUGACCUGUGGCAUCACCAUUGUGUGUGGUAAGUGGAACUUUUCUCUCUUUGUCAAAGCUCAUGAGGCAGGGUCAGUGGUUUGUUGUGUCAUUCUGUACAGGUGAUAUUGAUGAUUUAAAGCACUUGUUUUUUAUUUUUAGUCACCUAUGCUGGGCCGUACUCAGACUUGUGUGAGCCUUACACCCUGUUUAACAACAACUUUAUGGCAUUUGGCACUCUACUUUUUCAAAAAUACACCAGGAUCAAAAAGAUUGUAUUGGACACUACUUUAAAUCAGAUGAAUUAUAUCGCAUUUGCAUUGAACUGCUGCCUCUGCGAGCAAUUUUAUACUUUAAGAAUUUAUUUUUUGGCAUUUAUUAAACAGACUGAAAUACAUAUUGAUUCCAUUUUAUGAUAUCCAAGAUCAAACAUGUAAUAUUUACAUGUUAUGUAAUGUACAAUCAGUGUGAUGCUUUUCAGUUCUGUAUGAGGCAGUGAGAGUUUUAUGUUUCACUGAUGACAUUUCAUCAAGUGUGAACUAAGUCAAGUAGUUUAUCGGUUCGACCACGGUUCAACGUGCCGUUUCAAUUUGUGUGGUCUCAUACUGUAAACUACAGAGCAGUGUAAGCAUCCUUCUUGACCUAUUUUUAGUUUAUUACCCCAGACUUACUGUCUGUUUAUUUUAAGAGCUUCUGUGGGUGUUUUUUUUUUUUGUUCCUGUGCGUGUCUGAUUUGUUUAUAAACCACUCACCCACCCAUUUCCCCUUGUGAAUCACUAUAUUAGGGUGUUGUCAUCCUAGCUUUUGUAUGCCAGUGAGGUUAAUAAUUUAGGAAUUUAAGUGACUCCUAACUCUAAACUGUGUUUGUUAACAGGCACGGGAUCCAGUUCUUCAGAAAACCACUGUAAGAGGCAGGUGUUCCCCUGUGUAUUUUGAAAUAUACUGAUUUAUCUCAUUAUCUCCAGAUACCAACGUUUGUUUUCUUAUUAUAACAAGUUACAGAAUAAUUUUAAAAGCUGGUCACUCUGAUAGUCCAAACCAUCUCAUGAUAUUCUCCCACUGACCACACUAUGUUGUGGGGUAAAGGGCAACACACUGCAACUUAAGACAGCACACACACUCACAUAGACAACGCUGUUCCACCCUGCCUGCACUGACACUUCACAUCGCCACUGUUUAUGUCUUACUAUGUCGGAAGCAAAAUGACACUCUGCCUCUGUGCGUCACACACUGCAGAUGGGGAGUAGCGGAGGUGUAAAUAUCCCAGCUGGUAGCCCAUAAGAGGCAUAAAUCAGUUUAGUUCUUCUACAACUAUGAGGAUAUGAGAUCAUCUAGUAUUAGGUUUCUUAACUGAAAUCAACUCAUUAUGAUGGAAAAACAGAGUAAAAAUUGGAGGGAUGUAUGUCCUCACAGGGCUUCUACAGUGAUCACAUGUUCUGACACACAUACCCAGCUGUUUUCUGUGUAUGAUUUAAUAAUAAUAAUAAUAAAAGUGGGUUUUCAGAAGGGAUUUGAAGGAGGGCAAGUCAGUGCAGGAUCUGAUAUGGACGGGGAGAGAGUUCCAGAGGGAGGUUGUGGCAAUGGAAAGGCUCUGCCCCCCCAGGUUCGAUGAGUCGUUUGGAGGGGUGGGGACAGGAGGUUGACGUCAGAGGAGCAGAGGUUGCGGGCGGCGGGGUUGUGGCGCUGGAGCAGGGGAGCAGAGUACUGAGAAGAAGCCAGUGGAGAUUUUGGAGAACAGGGGUGAUGUGGUCUCUAGAGCGGGUGUGGGUGAGCAGGCAGGCGGCAGAGUUUUGAGUGGUCUGGAGUUUUUUGGAUGAGUUUGAAAGAUGAGCCAUAAAGGAUGCUGUUACAGUAGUCCAGUCUUGAAGUGAUGAAUGCGUGGAUGAGGGUUUCUGCAGCCAGGGGGGAGAGUGAUGGGCAGAGGCGGGCAAUGUUUCUGAGGUGGAAAUAGGCAGUUCUUGUGAUGUGGUUGAUAUGUUGUACGAAGGAGAGGUUCUUAUCGCAGAUGACGCCAAGGUUCUGGAUGUGUGGGGAGGGGAGCAGAGUGGAGUUGUUGAUGGAGAGGACAAAUACAAAUACAUGUUUGAAGACUGAUGCUGAAGUUGUCAGUUUUCUGCUGAACGAUUAAGAGAGUGUUUAUUCCCUCAAAGUUCCUUUAGUUUACAGAAAAAUUAAGCCUUUUGUCAGAGUCCAGAUGAUACUGUGAUGCUGAAGUGCCAAAACAUUAGGUACACUUAAACAAGAGGCUCCAUGGUCCUUAUUUUGGUACAGACUCACCGAGAGCCAAAACUAUAACUUUGUCAUGUCUUUAGUCUCAUAACAUAAAGUUGUAAUUCUCAUAGUGUCUUGCCUUAACGACUUAAAAACUUAUUUUGGCCCUAACACUCCAUUGUACAUUAGAAACAUUAGCUUUGUUUAGCUUUACUUUACGAAUGUCAGCUCAUGUUACUAAAACAACGAGAAGCACAGAAUCAAUAUCUUAGAUCUGAGCUAUGAACUCCAGUUAUUUAGAUAAAAUAACAAAAAUCACCACUACAUCCCUUGAAACAGCUGAACUACUUGGUCUGUUGUGGAUGACGCCAUCUUUGCCAUGUAAAUCGCUUUUAGUUCUCAAUGGUUGCUGCAGCAACAGCAGGAGAGGUUGACAAGGAAGCGUUACUCUCUAGAAUCUUAUCGCUGGACAUCUCCGUUUUUCACACUUUACUUAUAAAAGAUAAAAAAAGAUUAAAUGACUGAUAAGGAAAGUUUUUCUAUUUUUCAGUCCUUUUUUUGACGUUUAAAGCCUCUGAGAGAAGCGUACAAUACCUGCAAGAAUAGUAGCAUCCUCUUUUCCCUCUAUUUAAUGGGAGCAAUGACGUGUGUUUCCAGAAAACUGCAGUAGAGGGCAGUAUUGCAAAGGAAUAAGAUGAACAUAUUUCCACAUCAUAGGAGACUAAGUAUUUAACUUAAACAUUCACUUAUUCUCUGUGGUGUCCUUGUAGUAAAACUGACUGUGAAUUGCAGUAACGUGGUCCAUGUUUUCCUUGAUUGCAGGAUAAACUGUACCGCGUUACAGUUUGACAGUCGCGUGGCUGUGUGCUGUGAGAACUGUCUCUAUUCUGGGACAGGGCUUUCUUGUUGUGGGGAGAAGUCCUUCAACCCAGCAGAAGCAACCUGUUGUACAGAAAAGCAGGGGCACAGAGUAUCAGGUAACUGCAACACCUUGUGUAGCAACUGCUUUCCUUCGACAAAAAAAGCCGCUGGGGUUUAGGUUCGCAUGCAUCUGUGACUCACUUGAAUGAUCAGUCCAAUUCAAGUGUUAGAAAAAAUGAUUUAUUGUUCAAAAAACAGGGAAAGAAAACACGCUGCUCCAGGUCCAAUACUUUUGCCUUCAACUGAAAAGGUAACAUGAGGUUAAAACAGGAUGGAUGAAUGAAUCGGUGAAAAACAAUGAGAAACGGUCAAAAAUGAUCAAAACGCUCAAAAAACGGUCAACAGAAAAUUACCAGUGCUUACCAAACCCAUUGUCUGACUGCACCUGUGAGUUUUAAAUAACCCGCCAAACAUCCCAAAACCACACCCCUCAGUGACAAUCCCGGAAGUGACGUGCCUACAAAAAUAAAAAUUUCGAUUAAUAUAUUUUGGCUCCUACACCUUGUUUUCAACCACAUACAUUUGCGGGUCUGAGGAGCUAGCAAAAAAAUAAAGAAAAAAAACAGCAUUAAAACCUUGAAAACGAAAAACUUAACCCGUAAAAUCAGGAGACCUAAACGUAUGAAAAUAUUUUACACAUGAACACAUAGUAAAACAUGUAAUAGUCUGUAAAUGCCCUUAUUGGUCACUCACUUCAUGAAAUUCAGCUAUGCUCAUUUUUGACAUGUGCAGCAAGCAUCAUGUUAAAAAUAGACACACUAAGAUCUUUGAAUAAGUGCCAGAGAGUUCAUUCAGCUUAAACAUGAGCCAUAAAAAAUAUAUGUCCUCCCCUCACCUCAGCCAAUGAUGAAAGCCCUUACUCUGACAUACAUGAACCUACUUUAAGUGCUGAACUGUUAUGUUGAUCAGCUAUUGCAUCAGGCAGAGCUGAAAGUUGCAUCUAAGUGGGCACUCCCAGUCUUGGUGAGUCAUUUUUUGGGAAGACUCCUCUGGACAGAUGUCCAACAUUUUUGCAAGUGAUGUCUCCUCGUCUGAUAUCAGCCCCUCACAUCACACGUACGCUUCUGGGUUAAAAAAAAUUCUGUCCACUAAUUCAAAUAACAAAUAAUAAUAAACUUUAUUUAGACUGCAUCUUUCAAGAGCAGUUAUAAAGUGUUAAACAGUCAUCAAUUACGAAAGAUAAGAUGACAAAACAUAAACAUCAACAAAUAGCAUUUUAGCAGCCAAAAUCCUGGUCAUGAAAAGGCAAGUCUAAACAAAUGGGUUUUCAACCGCUUUUGGAAAGUAUCCACAGUGUCCACAGUUCUUAGUUCACAUGGAGACAGUAUCAAAGUUUUGGAGCAAAUGACUCAAAUGCCUAGUCUUCUUUAGUUCAGAGUCUGGUCCGAGGGACAACCAGCAAACCCUGGUCAGAGGAUCUUAGAGUCCUGGUGGUGUUAUAUGGCUUCAGCAGGUCUCUAAAGGCAUGUACAAUCAUCUCAAGCUCAUUUCUGGACACUAUGGGGCUGAGUUUGGAUGUAUUUCUCAAAUGAUGAAAAGAUGAGCAAACCAGUCCAUUUACAUGCUGCUCCAGACUAAAGCUCCCCAAAACUGAAAUCCUUUCUCUGAACUUGGAAUUUCCAUGUCUGGAUGUAGUAUUCACAACGUUUGUCUGUUUCUGCACAGCUCUGUAUCUUGACAUCUUCUCUCUGUCUUUGCAGCAAAUGUAUCAGUGGGUCUGAGCCAAAGUGUGUCAUCUUGCUGUGGCCUGAAGGCUUUUAACCCUCUAAAUGAGAUAUGCUGCAUGUCAAGCGUCAUUGUCAAGACUACAGCAAAUGCUGAGUGUUGUGAUAGAAGUGAGUAGGCCUGUGAAGUGUUUUGAAAGAAUCCACUCCUUUCCCUAAGAACCAGUUAGUUUCUUUUUCAGUUAUUGUGUCAGUAGUUUAUGCCAUUUCAACCUACAUACUGGAUCCUGACUGGAUGGCAGGUGCACAUUCAUUCAUCAACCUGGCUUUGUAACCACCACUUCCAUAGUUUUAUGGUUUAGUUGCAUAUAACAUCUUGUGAUGUUCUGCAGCUGGUAGUUGUGGAGGAUGUCAAAGUGAUACGAUGUAAAAGCUCCUCUUGAUCUUCUCCACAGUGGCAUACGAUCCACACAAUGAGCUUUGUUGUGGCCCUCAUCAAAAUAAAACAAUCCUGAAAAGAUCCUCUAAACAUCACGAGUGUUGUGGACAUGGCCAGUUUGACACUUUGACUCAGUGCUGUUGUGAGGUGGAUGGUGCUUUGAGGGCACAACCCAUUACCUCCGUCUGCUGCCCAGAGGAAGAAGGUAGGUCUGAAUGUCUUCCUUGAAUUAUGUACCAAAGUUUCAGACGUCUUCAUAUCCCUGGUUCCAGUCAGUUUAUUUUCAAGUUUAGAGACUGUAAAGUGGCCUAAAGAUAACAGGGGGGAACUUUUACUGUGACAGACAAUGGCAGUGCUGACAUCCACAUGUACUUUAAAUCCUUUAUGCCUUAUGUUCAUAGGUGUGCAACCACAGGUAAGAAACAUACUUUUAUGUCUCUUAAGUGAUGAAUUCCUCUCUUUUUUUGAAACUGCAUUUACCAUGUACCAACCCUGGCAUACAAACCACUCUGAGAGCUCAACAAAACUCUACUUUUACAAAUCUAGAUCAUCGUCAUAAAUAAUUUUAGAGUGACAGAAAAACAGUGACAAAAAUAGAGCAUGUACUUUUUAAAGUGUUUUUUUUUCUGUGUCAUAUUUUAGAACCCUGCACCUCAACUCAACUGGUAAGUCAACCAAAAGUGAUUUGUUUCAUACCAAGAUCAAGUCUUCAUUUCCAGUAGCUCAGUAUGUUUCCCCACUACAUUUAUCAUUUAUCCAUGUUUCCAUCCAUCAUGCUUUCAGUAAAACAUCUGAAAGUCUGAUGAAUGACAGCUAAGAUGGUGAUCAGUUCUGAUAAAGAUCUUUGGCUGAUGCCUUUGAUUAGUUACUGUUUUUAGACCGCUGUAGACAGAGUGAUACAUUUUAAAAAGUUCAAGUCACAUUAUCUUCUAUACCAGCACAUAUGAGACGCCUCAUGUCCAAUCAGAUUAAACUAACAGCUGUUUCUUUGUUCUCAUCUUUGCACGUCUGCAGCACUGUACUGCACACAAGUCUACCUAGUUCGUCACGUUUGGACCGUAUCCAAGGUAUAACAUUGUGUGGUUUUGUGUGUCUCAGUGGUGCUGUUGUGAGCUGUUAUCUUACAUUUAAGUAGUUGUUGUCAACUGGUUUCUGUUUUAGUGCAAUGUAGACAAAACAAACAGAGGCUGCAUUUACAGCUAACAGAGAACCUCAGCAUUGUGCCAGACAUUUGCUCAUUUUCAGCAGCAUGAAAAGUAAAACAACAGACUGGUGGAUAAAGAUGACACUGUUAAUGCUAUCUAGAUGGCAGAAGUAGCUGCCUUACACGUGAAAAUAUGUUACACAUGAUCAUUUAGUGAAACACGUAAUAAUCUGUAAAUGCCCCUAUUGGUCACUCACUUCAUGAAAUUCAGCUAUGCUCAUUUUUGACAUGUACAGCAAGCAGCAUAUUAAAAAAAAGACACACUGAGAACUUUGAAUAAGUGCCAGAGAGUUCAUUCAGCUUAAACAUGAGCCUUAAAAAAAUAUAUGUCCUCCCCUCACCUCAGCCAAUGAUGAAAGCUCUUAUUCUGACAUACAUGAACCUACUCUAAGUGCUGAAUUGCUAUGUUGAUCAGCUAUUGCAUCAGGCAGGGCUGUUAGUUAAGGGGUUACUCCAACUGAGUUUCACACGUAUGAUGUUUAUUUAAGUCAAAGAGGCACUCCCAAUCCUGGUGAGUCAUUUAUGGGGGGAACCCUGGCUGUUUUACCACAAGUACACAAACCCUCUGGACAGAUUUCAAAAAUAUUUUGCAAGUGAUGUCUCCUCGUCUGAUAUCAGCCCCUCACAUCACACGUACACUUCUGAGUGAGAGAGCAAAAAUUUUCCAUCCACGAAUUCAAAUAAAUAAUUAUAAACUUUAUUUAUGAAGUACCUUUCAAGAACAGUUAUCGUAAAGUGCUUUACAGUCAUCAAUUUUCAAAAGAUAAGAUGACAAGACAUAAACAUCAACAAAAAGCAUUUUAGCAGACUAAUAAAAUGGGUUUUCAACCAUGUUUUGAAAGUAUCCACAGUGUCCACAGUUCUUAGUUCACAAGGGAGAGAGAUCCAAAGUUUCAGAGCAAAUGACUCAAAUGCCCACUCUCUUUUAGUUCAGAGUCUGGUCCAAGGGACAACCAGCAAACCCUGGUCAGAGGAUCUUAGAGUGCUGGUGGAGUUAUAUAGCUUCAGCAGGUCUCUGAUAUAAGCCGAGGCUUGUCCAUGCAAAGCUUUGUACACAAUAACAAGUAAUUGGAUUCUAAAUUGAAUGGGGAGCCAUUGUAAAGACUAGAGGAUAGAUGUGACGAGACCAUUUGGAAAAUCUUGUCAGGAGCUUAGCUGCAGCAUUUUGAACCACUUGCAGGCGGUUCAAAGAAGUGGUAUUUGUGAACAAAGAAUCACAGUUAUCCAGACGAGAUGAAAUGAAGGCAUGUACAAUCAUCUUAAGCUCAUUUCUGGAUCCUGACUGGAUGGCACGUGCACAUUCAUUCAUCAACCUGGCUUUGUAACCACCACUUCCAUAGUUUUAUAGUUUAGUUGCAUAUAAUGCCUUGUGAUGUUCUGCAGCUGGUAGUUGUGGAUGAUGUCAAAGUGAUACAGUGUUAAAGCUCCUCUUGAUCUUCUCCACAGUGGCAUAUGAUCCAGACAAUGAGCUUUGUUGUGGCCCUCAUCAAAAUAAAACAAUCCUGAAAAGAUCCUCUAAACAUCACGAGUGUUGUGGACAUGGCCAAUUUGACACUUUGGCUCAGUGCUGUUGUGAGGUGGAUGGUGCUCUCAAGGCACAACCCAUUACCUCCGUCUGCUGCCCAGAGGAAGAAGGUAGGUCUGAAUGUCUUCCUUGAUUUAUGUACAAAAGUUUCAGAUGUCUUCAUAUCCCUGGUUUCAGUCAGUUUAUUUUCAAGUUUAGAGACUGUAAAGUGGCCUAAAGAUAACAGGGGGGAACUUUUACUGUGACAGACAAUGGCAGUGCUGACAUCUACAUGUACUUUAAAUCCUUUAUGCCUUAUGUUCAUAGGUGUGCAACCACAGGUACUUUUAUGUCUAGUGAAUUGUCUCUUUUUUUCUCUUCAUUGCAUCGUUAAAAAUUUGACAUAAAAUGAAAAAUGGCCAUCCAAGUGAAUUAAUUUUCCAGUAACAGAUCAGCCUUUGUAUCAAUGAAAACCACUGUUUUAGAAAUCCUGUGGCUUAAAUAGACAGGCUAACAUUUACUAACCACGAAGAAAAGGAAAACAAAAACAAAGAGAACUUGUUGUAGUUGAACUAGUGAGAUAUUAUCUUUUUUCUCAUGAGGACAGUUUCAAGAACUGUAUCUCAGUCUGUUUUAAGAUAGAUUAGAAAGGAUUGAUUUUUACAAGUAUAUGUUACAAAAGACAUCCGCAUAAUAAUUAGAGGUGAAAGUAAAAGUUAAAAGAGGAAAUCCAGUCAGUUUGAAGUCAACCCUCUCAACUUUCAACCUAUUGGAAUAAAUGGAAAAGAUUACACUGGUUGACGCAAAUCCUAUCUGUAGACUGCUGCCAGAAUUGUUUCAGGCACAGCCAAUUUAUUGCAUUUUGUAUGUGCCAGAUCCCAGAGAAGAUGGCUAAGAUGUGGGAAAAUACUGUAAGGAAGGUUGUGAGGGACUAUCUGUUUGGACAGAGGCCUUGGAAAAACUGUAAUCAGAUUACGUUUGAAAAUGUCAUAAAACUGACAACACUUUAUCAUUUGAUAAAGCAGAUCAAAUGACAUUUUUAGUGUGUGAGUUCAUACUGAUGUCAACUCUUCCUUGUGAUAACUAUUAUCCCAUUAGACUUGUUGGGGCCUCUCCCAACAGCAUAUUGGUGUGUCUCUCUGUAUUGUGUUGUCUGUGGGAAAAAAAAACACGUCAGUAGUUUCUCAGCAUUUUCCUUUGGGAAGAUAAGAUUUAUGUGUAAGAAUCAGAUGGGGUUUUUUUUCCCUUGGGAGAAAAUUUUUCUAAACUGUUAGUUCUUGUUGUCUGAUAUUGGGCCAUCUUUUUAAAGGAUUCAAAAGAGUUUUAUUUGUUAUUCCAGUCUACAAGAAUGAAACUAGAACUGAGUACCUGGUAUCAGCCAUAAGAUCAAAUAGUAAAAACUUAAAAUAAAAACCUGAAGGAAUCAUAAUAAAAUCAACACUAAUAUUUACAUUAAAAGUAUAAUGAUGAUUCACAGUACACACUUGGGUACAGACCAGAAGAGUAAUUGAAGUGAAAACAGGCUUUUGUACAAGACAGAAUACAGUAAGGUGUAAAUGAAUCGAGGUAAGUUCACAUUAUUGCACAUGUGGCGUCCUUCUCCCUGGAUGAGAAGCUUACAGAGCAUUUCCAGAGUUCAGCAGUCUCACAGCUGUGGGAAAGAAGCUGUUUUCUCAGUCCGGUAGUCCUGUUCCAGAUGCUCCAUGGUCAAUUCCUUGAGGAAAGGGCAAAUAUGUCUGAGUCACCCAGACUCUCUGUAUCAUGUACUUCAGACAUCAUUCAUGCCCACACCCUCUCUCCACGUGCUCAGACUCCAGAGUUUCUUGGCCUGCUCUGCAUAAACUCAAUCAAUCAAUCAAUCAAUCAAAUUUUAUUUAUAUAGCGCCAAUUCACAACAGUCGUCAUCUCAAGACGCUUUUCAAGGAACAAGAGCAGGUCUGGACCACGCUCAUUGUUUGAUGAUCAAGAACCAACCUAAGAUGGGUUUUGGCCCAUCUCAACUAACAUGAGUUACAGUGGCAAGGAAAAACUUCCUUUUAACAGGCAGAAACCUUGGGCAGGACCAGACUCAUGCCAGACAGCCACCAUGCCGCUGCUGGGUUGGGGAGGAAUGUAGAGAGAAGAGGGGAGAGGGGGAGAGGACAGGGGGAGGGAGAGAGACAACAAGAUGGGGGAAAGGCGAGAGAGAAUGAGUAUGGAGAGGGAGGGGGAGGGAGAGAGAGUAGGGAACGAGGGUGAGAGAGAGACAGGAGGCAGCAGGAACAACAGCAACAACAACAACAGCUCAUGUAAUGGUGAAACAAAAAGAAGUUCAGUUUACAGGUUUAGGAUAUGAGUGAUAAUGGACAAUGUUGAAUUAAUUGAGUGCGAUUACAGUUAGCAGGCUUAAUCGUAGUCAGUUCUAUUUUGUAUUAUUAAUGUCAACAAUGACAGUGAGGCUGAUGUCCAUGUCUACAGUAACAGCAACAGUCCAGAGGAAUCAGAGAGAAGAAGGAGCUCAGGGCCGGGGGGGGGGGGGGGGGGGGGGGGGGGGGGGGGGGUCUGCGGCAACGGUCCAGAGGAGCCAAAGAGCCAAAGAGUUGGAGGAGCUCAGGGCCCAGGGUGGAUGCAGCUGGGGUCAGGCAGUUCCGCAGCAGACCUGUUUGCAGCAUUAGUCCAGUGGCAGCUAAAAGACUCAGAGACACUCAGAGAGACAGAAAACUGGUCAGUGACUUAUAUGGGACAUAAAGAUCUAAAGAGGAGAUAGAGACAGACUCUAGCUCAGUGUGCCAGAUAGCCCCGGCAGUCUAGGCCUAUAGCAGCAUAACUAAGAGCUGGUUCAUAUCAGCCCUGACUAUAGGCUUUAUCAAAGAGGAACGUUUUAAGUCUACUCUUGAAUAAACUGAUCUUUCUUGUAUCAACACUCCUUUGUCUAGGUCAACGUAAUGUCUCCAAUAAGAGUAAUCCACUUGCACUUGUCUGCUGUGGUGGCUGUAGAUCUGGGUGGAGGCCUUCAAUUGAUCAAGUAUGUACUACAGACUUUUUUCUUGAGUUACUCAGCUGGGUGGGGUCUAACAGUUUUUUGUGGGUUUUAUUGUAAAAACAAUCAAACAAAAUAAAAAAAACGCCCAAUCCUGGGAAAAUAAUUACUACCUAUCUCUUUUUUAGUUUAAACAAUCUUUAAACCUAUUAAAGUGAUAGUUAUUCAUCUAGCUUAUCACUGUAAAGAAAAAAACAAAAACUUCGCUUCUGCGGCGCAGCUACGUUGAAGACGAGCUCAGGGCUCCACCCCGCUCCUUUUAUACAGUGAGUGAGGAUGUUUUGUGCCUGAAGGACAAAAGCCCAGCUAAUGUAGGUGUCUUAAAUAUUUACUGGAUUUGGAAAAGGAUAUUAUAUAAAUUUCCUAGUAAGAAUGAACAUUUUUUGCACGUUCUGCUCAGAUUUGCAUGAGCUUCAUGCUCUUUGUUUUCAUAUUUCUUCCUGAAUUUAUGCAUACAUGUUUAUGCUCCUAGAUGGGCGUCUGAGAAUGUGUGUGUGAGACUGUCUGCUCUGCUGAACUCCUAAUUGAACUUUCUUCUCUCUCUGCUCAAGCACUCCAGAAGGACACUGCAUAGAUUGGCAAAGAACGGAGCCCUCUGUUGUGAUGAGAUCUUGCACACAGACGGAGCGGAGGUAGAGAAAUCCUUGGACUUAAGUGAUACUCACCACCAGGCUGCAGGUACCAUAUGCCGUUCACAGUUUCAUGCCUCUCCAGGACAGCACUGCUGCGGAAAAGAUGUCUACGAGCCUCAGAAGGAGAUCUGUUGCAAUGAGUACAGGUGAUUACAUGUGCAUGUGAGCUUAAGCUGACCCUUUAAAAUACUGAUGAAUUUCAGAGGAAUUAAAACCUUGUUCUGUCAGAACCACCCUGAUAUCUUGCAGCAUCUGGUCUUGCAUGGGCUCUUUGUAGUUCCGACAGUGUGCUCUAACGGCACAGAAAAGGGUUGAUUUGGGAUUUUUUCAUGUGUGUGUUCUGGAGUGCACACAGGAAUUUUACAGUUUCAGACAAGGAGUGGCUGGGAAAACCUUGAUAUUAUAGAAUGUCUCAGACAGUGGGUGUUGUGAUCCAAGUGUUUCCAGGCAUGCUUUAAAAAUGCACCCAGCUACUGAGCCAAGGAAUGUCUUUUAGGCUGGGAUGGCUGCUGUUGACUCCUAAAUAUUUAUGUUCUCUUUGGCUGGUAUUUUUGGCUAUCUGAAUGUUUUAUAUCUGUAUAUAUAUCCCUAUAUUUGUAUGUGCAUGUUCUUAUGCUCACAAGUGACUUUCUCCUCAUCCAGAUAUUUACGAAAUGUUAUUGGAGCUGUGGUUUAAGCUUUGGCCAAGCUUUUUGGAGCCAAACAAGACUAUUCCCACCCUUCCAUUUUUUUGACCAUGAAGUAUUUGACCAUGAUUUAUCCAGAAAAAUUAUCACACCCACCCCUAAUUUUUUUCCAGCUUUUUAACAUUAGCGUAGGUUGUAGAUUUAGUUCAAUAUUUGCCUUUUUAUUUUUUCUUAUUCAUCAAUUUCAGGUACAGCUCACUGUUUAUUUUUCCCCGCACAAACAGACAAAAAGCAUCAGUGCUACAUUUCCUGUAUUUGAUAGCAGAAGGUCAACGCUUUAAUACAGAAAAAAUUAUAUCCGUAAAAGAAAAAGUUUGGCGGAGACGGCUAGGGGGACACACAUGCAGAUGCCUUCUGUGUCUUUGUUAAAUGUGUAGCGACAAAUGAGUGAAAAUGACUUGUCUAGUUAAUUGUUUGUGUGUGUUGGCUUCUUGGUACUUUAUUCCCCUCUGUCACAUUAAUGGGAAAAGGUCAUGUGUAGACACAAUGCUGAGGGGGUUAUUUUCAAUCCAAUGCACUUGAUCUUUAGAGGAUAUUUUGCAGGAGGUCAAAGUUGUACUGUUCUGUUGUGUCAUCCCAUAUAAAAAGGGACAAACAGACAGAAAGUACCCUAAAAUGAACAGGCUGCCAGUGGGAGGGAGGAAAGGCUGUUUGGAGGCGAGCAGCGGCAGUUUGGACUGACAGUGGAGCCCGAUUAACGCCAAACUGUCAAAACAAGUAGAAAUUAAGGCAUCCAGCAGUUGCUCAAAAUCAUUAAAAGAUAAAACAUAACAAGUAUAACUGUUUGCCUCUGUCUAUGCAAGUGAACCAUAUUUUAAAAAAUAUCUGUGCACCUACAAUGUCUUAAUUUUGAGCAAUUUUAUGAUCAAAUUUUUCAUGGUCAUGGCAACUCCACUUUGAAAAUAUUGUGAUACUUGUGUAUUUUUAAUAAUCGGAGUUAAAUCACCCUGCUUAACAGCAAACAAAGCAUUGCUCUAUGAACAAGCUGCUCUUCACUGCCCUGCUCAAGUCACUGAACGUAAUAAUAAUGACACAUUUUAUUUAUAUUGCACUUUACAUCUAAGAAAACAGAUCUCCAAGUGCAUACAGUAAAAGGCAAUAGGAAAAAAAAACAAUAAAAAGAGCAACAGAAAAUAAAAAUAAGAAAAUAAAAUCAGCCCGGAAAAGCUUUUCUAAAAAGACAGGUCUUGAGUCGUUUUUUAAAAAGCAUCUACUGUCUGUGGAGCUCUGAGGUGGUCAGGAAGAGUGUUCCACAGACGGGGAGCAGUAACCUCAAAGGCCCUGUCACCCAUGGUCAUGAGCCGAAUCCUGGGCGGGUGCAGACGGUGCAUUUGGCCUGAAUGGUUUCUAGUUGUAAGAUGUAUUAAAAACCUGUGCAGCAUAGGCAGCUGUAGCAGCCCACAUAGAAAGAGAAGAUCUAAGUACAACAGCUGCUCUGUGUAUCGAGUCUCACUGUACGUUCAGGCAUGGGAGUCUGGAACUUUUCCACAGUCUCACGGCUUCCAGAAAAAGCUAUUUUUCAGCCUGGUGGUCCUUGCCUGGAUGCUGUGCAGCCUUCUCCCUGAGAGGAGGAGGGAAAACAGUCCGUGUGCAGGGUGUCAGGCUCAGGGUGUCAUCAUGCCCGGUCAGGUUGUUGUUGAUGUGUACCCCGUCUCCACAGCUGUGCCAUCAAUGUAGAGGGGAAGAGGUGCAGUGCCAGUCUUUCUAGAGUACACAGUCAUCUCCUUUGUGUUAUUGACAUUUAUGAUGAGAUUGUUCUCUUCGCACCUCAGUCAUAGUCGGCCCACCUCUUUCCAGUAUAGUGACUCCUCCUUGUUUGUGGUGAGCCUCACCACUGCUGUGUCAUCGGAGAACUUCAGUCAUGGUGAGCCCUCUGCAGUCAUGUGUAAGCAGUGCACAAAGCAGUGGGCCAAGGAUGCAGCGCCGAGGGCAGCAAGUAGUGAGGAUGAUGGUUGACGAUAUAAAGUUACUGAUCCUUACUGCCAGGGGUCUGUAAGUCAAAAAGUUCAAGGUCCAGUUCUGGUUUAAUGGGGCAAGACUGGGUGCUGAUGUUUUUUCACCAGUGUCUGUGGAGUUGUUGUGUUGAGGGCACAACACAAGUCCAGAAACAUAUUCUCUGGGUGUGUGAGAGAGUGGUGGACCACAGCAGUGAUGGCAUUAGCUAUGGAGCGGUUUGGCCUGUAUGCAUACUGAUGAGUGUCAGCAGCUGAUGGACUUUUUUUUAUCUGCACCAUAACCAACCAGGAGUAAGAGUGAUCAAUAAUAGCUACUGAGACAGAAGACUAUUGAAGUCUUUGACACGGGGAUGAUGGUUGAGGUCUUGAAGCAUGGGACACUUAGAAGUUAAAAAUGUCCUUCAUGCCAGAAGAGAGCUUUUAGAACCCACCUGGGACUCAUUUGGGGCCUAUAGCUUUGCAGGGGUUUACUUUCUGUAUUGUCAUCCUCACCUCAGUUAAGAGAGGGUUCACCAGGCAAAGAUGUGAACCUGGUGGUAGUGGUGGUGUGAAAGGCCUAAAAGGGGCAUUCAUGGAGUUGAGAGCAUCAGGUAGUGACAGUUUGGAGGGCAUUGUGCAUCUUUCAUGGUAUCUUCUCAUGGUAUGUCCUGUAGCAUCAGAAAAAUGUCAUAUGAACAUAUAAAAAACAAGAAAAACAUGAUUUCCAUUGGAGUGGGUCUUUAAAUAACAACAAUAUUAGUAAUACUUUAUUCUAAAUCUGCCUCUUAUGUCUCCUCCCAGAUAUCCCAAGGUCAAAAACCUCCACUGCUGUGGUGUUCAAGCGUACAACAUCAAGGACAGAUUGAAGAAGUGCUGCGCAGGAACGCUCUACAACCUGAUGUCUGGCCAGUCUGCAGAUGAUGUACAAUGCUGCGGGUCCAUCCUGAAAAAAACAUCGGUAGGUCUUUGUCAUAAUACCAGUAUCAAUCAUCACUCAGAAUAUUUCCAGGACCUUAAAUGUAACCUUCAAAUAUUCAAGGUCAAUGUAUUAUAUUUCCCUCCUGCAUUCACUUUUAGCUGUGUACAGUCUGAUAAGGCAGUCAGAUAAGCUCCAAAAAGUUCCCUCACCAACACCAAAGUUUAGCUCGUUUCGAACCAUCAGUGCAUCCAGACUUUUGUUCUGGGGUUCAGAGGUUGUAGUCUUUGUGUUGUCUGUAUAUUUGACUCACUCUGUGUGUGUAUAUAGAACAAGCAGGUGAGAUCCGAUCACAAAUGGUCAUAAGGUCAAGUGUAAACUGAUUAACCCCCAGUUUCCACCACAUCUGAAAUGGCUAUAAAAUGGCCGUAUCCGCCAAUCGCAGCUGAUAGUAACCCUUCAAGUCACAAACAGAUCCGGUAGGAAUCGGCGGACGGCGAAAAUCGCCGCCGUUCCGGAUCUGACCCAUUCUGGAUGUGGUGAAAAUUGGGGGUAAAGCUGCCCAGAUGUUAUCUAAAAGUCAAAGACACAUUGAUAUAACUAGGUGUAAACUAUCUUUGAGAAGUGUCUUAUCAAACUUUAGAAAAGACAAGGUCAAAAUAUACUCUGAUUCUAGCUCUGACUGUCAAUGUCACCCUUCAACUUUUUACCCAGGAUGUUUGCUGCAGAAGUGAGGACAAGGAGCUGCUCUACUCUGCCAAGUUGGGGUUCAGGUGCUGCGGUGAAAGUUACUACAACGCCUCCCUCUGGUCUUGCUGUGCAGGAAGGCUGUACAACAAGCCAGAACAGCAUCAGAGAAAGUUGAGUAAAGGUCAGUUGUGCUUCUCCGGAGUUCUCACUUCAAGAAACAGUCUUGAUCUUUAAGAUUUUAACUUGGUAUGUUUGCCACUUCCUCGUGUAUCAUGUUAUUUUCCAGAAUCCGGACUUCUGUCGCUGAACAACCUGGCUGAAGUGGAUCUUUGUGGAGAAAGUAAGAUAUAACUUAUUUGUGAACUAAUACAAAAUAAUGUUAAGAAUAUACAGUACGUGGUUUGUUGCUAUAAUGCAUUUCUUCUUAUUGUUUAGUGUACAUCGGGAUUGUGGACAGUGUGUCUCCGCACAGCGUUGUGUUCAGCAGUGUGGUGAAAAUCCAUGGAUGGAACAGCACUGUUGAACAUCUGACCUCGACUCACUAUCUGAGGAUGCACGACUACUGUGGCUUCCCCAAACUGACCCCUGGAGAGACCUACUUCUUCAACAACAAACAUCACAUCUUUACUGAUUUCAACCACGACUCUAUUUACCAGUCCCUCCAGUUUAUUAUUUCCAAGUGUUACCGUCCUCAAGCAAGCUCAGGUCAACCUGCUCCAACAGACACUGUCGGUGUUUGA
Molecule: messenger RNA, 18771 nt
Organism: Xyrichtys novacula (pearly razorfish)
Lineage: Eukaryota; Metazoa; Chordata; Actinopteri; Labriformes; Labridae
Source: the annotation of a GenBank genome assembly